Molecule: messenger RNA, 4037 nt
Organism: Spea bombifrons (plains spadefoot toad)
Lineage: Eukaryota; Metazoa; Chordata; Amphibia; Anura; Pelobatidae
Gene: ITGA2B
Product: integrin subunit alpha 2b
Exons: 30
Coding region: 17-3145 (1042 amino acids)
Biological process (GO): cell-matrix adhesion; cell adhesion mediated by integrin; cell-cell adhesion
Cellular component (GO): external side of plasma membrane; integrin complex
Molecular function (GO): integrin binding
Source: RefSeq, a predicted model, not a curated record
UCUGGAUCCGAACACCAUGGAUAUACACCUGCUACUCCUCGAUUUUCUUAUUGCUGUUCAGGCUCUGAAUCUGGAUGUUCAGAACCCACAAAUAUUCAGUGGGCCCCAAGGCAGCUACUUUGGAUUUUCUGUGGAUUUCUAUCAGGCUGUAGAUAAAGGGAUGAACGUACUGGUUGGUGCGCCACAACUGCAGACAAAUCAGCCAGAAGUCACAAAGGGUGGAGGAGUGUUCUUGUGCCCCUGGAAUCCACCAGGAAGAAACUGCACCUUGGUAGAGGUGGACAGGGCAGGGGAUGUGGUCAUACAGUCUUCAGAUAUCACUCAGAAAGUCUUUAAGUCCAACCAGUGGUUAGGAGCCUCAGUCAGAGCCUGGAGAACCAACAUUGUGGCUUGUGCCCCGUUGCAGCAUUGGAACUUCCUGAGGAAUGAUAAGGAAUCUGGCGUAACCCCUACCGGGGCGUGCUACCUAUCUAGCAACCAGCGGGACUUCCACGAAUACGCUCCAUGCCGUGAUGUCAGAACAAGUCCAGAGUACACGUAUGACACGGUUCCAGAUAAGAGAUACUGUGAGUUGGGAUUCAGUGCAGAAAUACGCAAGGAUGGGAUUUUGUUGGUUGGAGCCCCAGGAGGCUAUUUCUUUCAAGGUUUAUACGCCACUCUGGACCUUACUACCCUCCCAAAAGGAAAACCAUCUCUGUCAUUGUUCCGGGCAUAUCCUGGCCAGAAGUUGAUGCCAUAUAGGAAUACAAUGGAAAAUUCAUACAAAGGUUUCUCGGUAGCGUUCGGAGAGUUUACAGCAGAUAAAAAUCCAGAACUGGUUAUUGGGGCCCCAGGAUACAAGGAUAUGGGCAUUGUUGAAAUUGUUGGCAACCAUAAUAUACGGAUUCUUAUUUACACCUUUAUUGGAGAUCAAGUUGCGGCGUAUUUUGGUCACUCGGUGGUAGUGGUGGAUAUUAACAAUGAUGGGAAAGAUGAUGUGGUGGUCGGGUCUCCUCUGUACAUGGAACGACGGACAGGUGGAAAGCUGGUGGAAGUUGGACGCGUCUAUGUAUACCUGCAGAAAUGGAGUGGCAGGCUUCGCUUCGAUCAACAAAUCCUGAGUGGGUUUCAAGCAUAUGGACAGUUCGGGGCUUCCAUCUCUUCUCUAGGGGAUCUGGAUCAAGAUGGGUACUCAGAUGUAGCCGUGGGGGCUCCUUUUGGAGGCAGGAAUGAGGGUGGCUGUGUGUAUAUUUACAGGGGCCAUGCCUCUGGGGUGUUCUCCCAACCUUCACAAGUCUUGGAAAGCCCUCUCCCACAUCGUUCCAGGUUCGGUUUCUCACUGAGAGGAGGGACCGAUAUUGAUGCCAACGGUUAUCCAGACUUGCUGAUUGGUGCAUUUGAAGCUGAAAAUGUGUAUUUAUACAGGGCUCAGCCUGUGGUUCACCUUCACACCACACUUUUCUUCAAUCCAGAUGCUAUUAACCCAGAAAAGAAGGACUGUUACCAGAGAGAUACAGGGGCGGCUGUAAGCUGUUUCACCCUCUAUGUGUGUACUCAAGUCACUGGGCGAAGCCUGCCAAGGAAACUCGAAAUCUCCGCUGACAUCCAACUGGAUCGACAGAAGAGCAAACAUUCCCGAAGAACUUUAUUCCUGGAUUCUUCUCAAGCGAGUAAAACCAUUGCUAUCAGCCUACAGAGCAACUCAGAGCUGGUCUGCAGUAACUUAACUGCCUACUUACGGGACAAAUCAGAGUUUAAGGACAAGCUAAGUGCUAUUGUUGUUAGCGUGAACUUCAGUCUUGUGAACGAGCAGUUGGCUGACACCAUAAAGCCCACGUUACACGGAUCAACCUUCUUACAGAACCAGACUUACAUUUUAUUGGACUGUGGAGACGACAAUAUCUGCAUCCCAGAUCUGCAUCUAAGUGCCACCUGGCCUGACGAGCCUCUCCUCAUUGGUGCUGACAAUCUGGUACAUGUUCAUUUCAAUGCGUCAAACUUUGGUGAAGGAGCCUAUGAAGCUGAGCUGUACGUCAGGCUCCCUGCUGGAGCUCACUAUGUGGGAGUUUUUCAGGAGAGUGAGGAGAAAAUAGCCUGUGCGCCAAAAAAAGAGAACGACACAGAGGUUGUGGUUUGUGAGUUGGCAGAUCCCAUGAACAAUAGGAUGGAGAUACUUGCAGACUUGCAGCUAAGUUUCAGUAACCUGGAGAAUUCUGGAAGCAACAUCACAUUUCCAAUGCAAAUAAAGAGCCGUAACAGUCAGAAUUCAAGCAACCCUGUCCUAUCGGUGCAGUUGGCCGUCACUGUGAAGGCAUCACUGGAACUUCGUGGGAGCUCACACCCCGCUGAAGUGGUUCUUCCUUUAUCCAACUGGGAACCUCGCACAGAUUCGAAAAAGCCUCACGAUUACGGGGAGGAAGUCAUACAUGUUUACGAGUUACACAAUGCCGGCCCAAGCUCAGUGCAUGUCCAGUUAGUUGUACAGAGCCCAGAAAGCUACCAAGGCGAUUUCUUCCUUUAUCCUCUGGACCUGGAGGUGGACAGUGAAAUGGUCUGCAGCAAACAAUCAAGACUAAAUCCUCUGGAGCUGGACAUCCCCACAGCUACUGUAGCGCCAGCAAACUUCAGCAGAGGUGGAGAUCACCGGCUGAACAAAAGACAUGCAGCCAGUCAGGACGUGGAGGACGGGAGAAAAGGCGGAGGUCAAGACAAUUACACCGUGACAGUAGAGGGGACAAAGCACAAGCAUCCCAUUCUAUUGAAUUGCAGUAGCAUGCCCUGCUGGAAGGUCCAAUGUUCUAUACAAAAUCUGGAGCGGGAUCGAAGAGCAACUUUGAAACUACACAGUAUCCUCUGGGUACCCAGCUUCAUGAAGAGACCCCAGGAGCAGUUCACUCUGCUUUCUCAAGGUUCCUUCCAGGUAACUGGUGUCCCGUACAGAAUUCAACCUGAAACCCUGCUGUCCAGCGAUACCACAGCAGACACAAAGGUUUUGUGGGUGAGCCCUGAUGGCCAAAAAGAAAUUCCCCUCUGGUGGAUAAUUGUGGGAGUCCUUGGAGGGCUACUUAUUUUGGCUCUCUUUAUAUUCAUCAUGUGGAAGCUUGGAUUCUUCCAGAGAACACGUCCUCCUACAGACGACCAAGAGGAAUUAACCAAUGAGCAGUAGAGACAGACCUCUUACUCUACGAUAUUCCCCGGAAUCCCCGUCUACAACUUACUAACAAGCUGCCCCCUGUUACUCGCUUGAACCUUUCAUUCUUGUGCCCUGCAGAAUUUAGCUGCCCAGUUCCCUGCCCACCAACAAACAUGCAAACCACUUAAACUACUACAAGCUCCCAAAAGUCCCGUGUGUUUAUAAACUUUUAGAAAAAUUCCCCAAAAACUAGCCUUGCCGAAGCAACUGCCGAUGUCCACGUUUCACUAAAACAACUACCUUGAAUGGCAAAUCUUUUUGCAAACUCACCUUGAUACCUUUGAAGGCUGAUAUCGAGGGAGGGCAGCCAAGAGGACAAAGAGUCCGGGCAGUCUUACCAGCACCACCUCCAUAUUAAUGCCCCCUGGAUUCUUUAUUUACCUUCAUGGGCAUCUCUACCUUUUCCAUCUGUUUUGUUGACAGGAGGUCCUGGCCCGUUGUGCACUGAUCUCAUUACAGAGGUCAUGUGACAUACAGAUCUGGGGUCUAUAUGUUUGAGCCUUUAUGUUUAAAUUUUGAAAAUUUUGGCCUAGUUUUAACCACGUGUCUGUUUCUCCGUAACCGAACCUGCGUUAGUGUUAUAGACCAGUGGUUUGUUGAAAGAACAACAGACGUUAUUGCAUUUCUAAAUGGAUCAUAUAACGUAUGUGAGAAAAAGGUACAAAUUGCACUGAGCAUUCAGUAACUCCAGACAGAAUCUUGAAAACUUUUAAAUUUAAAAUGAAACCUCUAAAAGGAUAUACGAACGGGUGUUACGAGUGUAACAAGAUACAGUCCUAUAAUUUCAAUAUUCAGCCUUCUGUGUUACCACCUAGAUUUUUUGUUUUACAUUUUAUGAAAGAAAUAAAGCUAUAAUUUAUGUUUA